Messenger RNA from Syngnathus acus (greater pipefish), 3713 nucleotides. It is a transcript of the gene dgkaa, whose product is annotated as diacylglycerol kinase, alpha a. The transcript has 23 exons. The record is from RefSeq and is a predicted model, not a curated record. Gene Ontology annotation, cellular component: plasma membrane. Lineage: Eukaryota; Metazoa; Chordata; Actinopteri; Syngnathiformes; Syngnathidae. Gene Ontology annotation, molecular function: calcium ion binding; ATP-dependent diacylglycerol kinase activity. Gene Ontology annotation, biological process: diacylglycerol metabolic process; lipid phosphorylation; intracellular signal transduction.
UCUCUCUCUCUCUCUCUCUCUCUCUCUCUCUCUCUCUCUCUCGGUGCAGGAGGAUCCGAGGAGACGCCUACUUACUCGGCUGCAAGAGCGUCACACUUGCCCGGUACACCGGCUCCGGUCCUCCUCCUCCUCUUCUUGAGAAAGUCAACGGACACUUGGAGGCUUGACAGCUCGGACGACCGACCGGCUCAGCACAUUAGACAAUUUCGCCUCGUCGCGUCUCGCACCUGAGCUCACGAAGCAUGUCCGCCCCCGCCGGCAAAGAGGUGAAGGAGCUCAACCCGGUCGACUUCAUCCAGCUACAGCAGUACAUUGAAUAUUGCAGCCUGAAGGUGAAAGACGUGCUGCGGGAAUUCGAUGCAGAUGGCCGCCUCUCUCAGCACAGACAUGGAGAGUGCAUCAAUGAAGAAGGCUUUCGUCUCUUCCUGAAGACUUAUUUGGAAGUGGACGACUUCCCAGCAGAUCUGUGCCAGCGACUCUUCCGCUCUUUCCAGAACUCUGAAACUGCUCAGGAAGACAGCAGUAAGAAUACACACACACAGAUCAGUACUGGACAUAUUCCAGGGUAUGUUUGCCCUUUGACCUAAGUCAGCUGAGAUAUACUACUUCAGCUCACCCAUGGCCCUUAUGAUCGCAAGGGCUAUCCAAAAUGAAUGGGUGGAUAAUACAUAUUAUUCUGUCCAUCAUUCUUUACAGAGGAGGUCUUUCUAAAGGAUGUUUCGUGUUACUUCUCACUCUUGGAGGACGGUCAGCCUCGGGACAAGCUGGAGUUUGCUUUCAAGCUCUACGACAGAGACGGCAACGGCGUCCUGGACAGCUCGGAAGUGGAUCGAAUUAUCGCUCAAAUGAUGCACGCUGCUGAGUACUUGGGUUGGGACGUGUCAGAGCUUAGGCCGGUUCUCAAGGACAUGAUGACUGCCAUAGAUGCCGACAGCAGCGGUACUGUGUCUCUGGAGGAGUGGGUGGAGGGCGGCAUGAACAACAUCCCCCUGCUGGUCCUACUGGGCCUGAAGAUGACACAGACAGACGGACAGCACCUGUGGAGAAUGAAACAUUUCAACAAGCCUGCUUACUGCAACGUUUGCCACUGCAUGCUUCUGGGUCUCAGGAAGCAAGGCCUGUGCUGCACCUGCUGCAAGUACACAGUCCACGGCCGCUGCGCUAACAGGAAUCCAGACCCCUGCGCCAGAACCUAUGUGAAGUCCAAGAAAGAAACCGGGGUUCCAGCGCACGACUGGGUGAGUGGCAACUGUGAAUCGAGGAAGUGUGACAAGUGCCAGAAGAAAAUCAAGAGCUUCCAAGGCCUGACGGGCAAACAUUGUGUGUGGUGCCACUCCAUGCGCCACGAUGCGUGUGCAGACGAAGAGCCGAGCGAAUGCAGGUGCGGCCCACUCCGAGACCACAUCCUGCCUCCGUGGGCCGUCUAUCCCGUCAUCAAGGAGAGAUCCAACAACGGCUGCUCCGGUCAGUUGGACGACACUGAGCUCAAUACAACACCUGAUGGACAAGUCCUUCAAAUCAGCCCCGUGCCCAAUACACACCCUCUUCUUGUGUUUGUCAAUCCCAAAAGUGGAGGCAAGCAAGGGGAAAGGGUCCUACGUAAAUUUCAGUAUUUGCUCAACCCCCGGCAGGUGUACAACCUUUCCAAUGGUGGACCAGCUGCAGGCCUGAGUUUCUUCAGAGACCUUCAGGAUUACAGGAUCCUUGUAUGCGGCGGAGACGGCACAGUCGGCUGGAUCCUGGAUGCCAUCGACAAAGCCGGUAUGCUGGCGCGGCCGCCAGUUGCCGUACUUCCUCUGGGCACAGGAAAUGACCUCGCACGGUGCCUGCGGUGGGGAGGAGGAUAUGACGGCGAGGACCUCAAUAGGAUCCUGAAGGACAUCGAGACGAGCUCCGAGGUUCUGAUGGACCGCUGGAGCGUGCAGGUCAUCACGGAGGCAGGUGAAGAGAAGGGUGACCCCGUGCCAUACGAAAUCAUCAAUAACUACUUCUCCAUCGGAGUGGACGCCUCCAUCGCCCACCGUUUUCACACCAUGCGAGAGAAACAUCCUCAAAAAUUUAACAGCAGGAUGAAGAACAAGUUGUGGUAUUUUGAAUUUGCCACCUCAGAAACCAUCUCAGCCUCCUGCAAAAAACUAAAUGAAAGUCUAACGAUAGAGUGCUGCGGGACUCCUUUGGAUCUGAGUAGCCUGUCUCUGGAGGGCAUCGCCGUCCUAAAUAUUCCCAGCAUGCACGGUGGCUCCAAUCUCUGGGGUGAGAGCAAGAAGAGCGAGGUCAAGGGGCCAAGCGGUCAGGACGAACCUGAUGUGAUCGUGGACCCUGAAAUCCUGAAAGUGACCGGACAAGAUCUGAGCGAUCGUAGACUGGAGGUGGUGGGCCUGGAGGGCGCCAUGGAGAUGGGACAAAUUUACACAGGCCUGAAGAGUGCCGUCAGGCUGGCCAAGACAGCACAGCUCACCAUCAGGACCAAGAAAGCAUUGCCGAUGCAAAUUGACGGAGAGCCAUGGAUGCAACCGCCCUGCACGAUUCACAUCACGCACAAGAACCAAGCUAGCAUGCUGAUGGCUCCACAGGCAAAAGCGUCUGGGUUCUUCAACUACAAAUAAAAGCAAACGCUCCGUCUCCAGGCACUAUUGUAAAUUCUACAAAAUAUAGAAAUCCGGAAAAUUGAAAUUCCAGAGCUACAUUUGCUCCCUUUGAAGAGCGACAUGCCAUAUCAGUUUUGUCUUUUCUGUGGAAACAAAACAAAACAAAAAUAAGCAUCACAGACAAAGAAAGCACUUACACCAACAUCAUUUUGAUUAAUAGACUGCAAUUUUAAUUUUUUCAAUUUGAAGUUUUCUUAAAAUGCGAAUUACACUAUGCCGCCUGGUCCCACUCAUGGACUUGAUUACUGUAUAGAACCAACUGACAUGUUUUAAGUCUGUAACGUUAUGCCGUGUAGAAUAGUUACAUAAUUGUAAGAUUUAAAAAAAAAAAAAAAAAAAAAGGAAACAAAGGUCUUAUUUAAAACAAUCAACGCCCCAAUGCUGAAGGUAGUAAUGUCAAUUUGCUUCGAGAAGGACAGCGAGUGCCUUUUUGAUUGCUUCUGCUGAAAUUAGGUAGACACACUGGGAACUGCACAUACCUUGAGUUGUAAUUGUGGAGUGACUUAUUAUAAUAACUAUAACAGUGAUAAUAUUGAUCAGAAUAAUACAAGAGGACCAUGAGCUAAAGAAUAUUAAUGCUUUUAUACAUUUAAGAGGAAAUGGCUGAGAUUAUGUAAUGUGUGUGUUUGUAAAUCUAAUGUCUCAGAGGGACGUAAGGCCAUUUAUUAGACCUAGCCUUCAAAUAUCACCCAUCAAUUAAUAUGUUCAGGUUUAAAGGAGAACAUUAGUGUGUCUCAGACGUACUCCUGAAUGUUUACGUAACUGUGCUCUAUGGAGUCAAAUAAUUUCAUGAUACCAAGAGGGUCUUGUGUUAUUACUGCAGUAUGCCUGAAGUGACCGAAUGUGCAAUGAAACUUAAUAAAUGACAACGAAAUCAUGCGGUUUACCUUUGUGCCACAAGGGGGUGCCAUUUGCUUUUGUGUUGCUUUUUAGAUUUCCUUUCUCAAAAAUUGGAUUCAAACCGGAAAUUAAUGAUCCAAAUAGUGUCCUCCCCAUUAUUUGCUUUAAUAAUUAAUACAAUAUGAAUAAAUACAGUAAUGUUGCUAUAAAGACUAACGUUGCCUA